Molecule: messenger RNA, 4413 nt
Organism: Kuraishia capsulata CBS 1993
Lineage: Eukaryota; Fungi; Ascomycota; Pichiomycetes; Pichiales; Pichiaceae
Exons: 2
Coding region: 1-4413 (1470 amino acids)
Biological process (GO): Ras protein signal transduction; positive regulation of GTPase activity
Cellular component (GO): plasma membrane
Molecular function (GO): protein binding; guanyl-nucleotide exchange factor activity
Source: RefSeq, a predicted model, not a curated record
AUGGCGAUGGACGCUUUCACUUUUGAGUCGAAAGGCACAAAAGUGUCGGACGCGAAACAACGGCUGCUUGUGAGUGAACAAAAUAUUCCGGAGAGUAGUCCAGCAAUUUCCAUGGACGAGUUUGGAUUCCAGAGCAUUAAGCCUUUGAAUGUGUCUGAGAGAAAGUCUUCAAAUCCGCUCAAUACAAUCUACGAUGACGACAAGGAGAACCAUCCUGGGUUAUUGGGAGAUGACAAUGGUGAUGAUGAAGAUGAUGAGGAACCAAUUGGAGCCAUUAAAGCCAACAAUUCGCCUUUUCCUGAUGAUCACCAGAAUAACGGCUUCUCUGAGAGCCACAAACCCAGUCUACCAAUCAGCGAGUCUUUCCAAUCCUCCUACACCUCCGAGAAUGCGUCUUUUGUGACUGCUAUGGAUCCUUAUGGGUCAGCCGAUAACUUAACAGAGAAAGCUGUAAUUGUCGAGACAGAAGAAGCAGUUUCUACGACCGCUGACGAUUCUUUUGGUGCUGCUGAUGAGACUAUGCUCACCAGUUCGAGAGACUCGUCGUUUCAUACGGUUGAGACUGACGAUUUCGAAGAAUUUAACGGCUUACAAAGAGAAAACUCAUGGGAGAAAGAUGAUGAAGCCACUCCAAUAGUGCCUCAAAACGAGUGGACCGACGCAACUUCCGGUGACGAAGGUGAUGACGAGGAUGAUCACAAUGAUGAGGACGAAGUUACGAUGCCACAAGUUCAGGAAAGCAAGAACAUUAGUAGCGAUAGGUUCAACGAGGUCAGACUGCCCAUGAAUGCAAAGCCAAUGAGGCUCAAUCGCGCCGGUAAGCCUAGUCACAUCAGUUCAGUAUAUGCCUCGAGCGUUUACUCUGAGAGGAACACCAUCACGCCAAAGUAUAUCACUUCGUUUGAUCACAGCGGGUCGCCUGGUGAGUCACAACUCAGCGAGAAAAUUAGAAUGCCUGAUAUCAUUGAGAGUGCCAGUCCAAUUGUUCCAGAGGGUCAAGGAGUUUAUGCUCCUCUUCCAGAGGAAAAAGAAGAUGAUGAUGAUGAUGAUAGCGAUCUGUCUACUCUGUUCGUUAUUGCAACUCACGCCUUUGACGUCCAAAGCCUGGAAUCCGAGGACGACUCGUCCAUAUGCCUUUCCUUCUCAAAGAACGACAUCGCCUUCACGCAUGCCCUUGAUGAAAGCGGCUGGGGAGAAGUGACUCUGCUCAAUACGUUGAAAAGAGGCUGGGUUCCCAUGAACCACUUCAGAUCCGCUGUUUUUGCUGAGUCUGAAGACUCGUCGCGUCUUUCCAUGAUGGUGCCGUUGGGCCCAAACGCUAAGUUGGCCAGUUCUAAAAGGCCGUUGAAACCAUUGUUCCACACGGCAGCAAAGUUUUUGCUCAACCCUCAAAAUAAGCCUGUCAAGUUCAAUGGUACUGCUGAGAUCAAAGGAAGAACUUUCCAGCCCACCUACAUCAACGGAAUCAGUGAUGGUGUCAGAAUACUUCUUCAGGACACGGACUGUCUUUCUAGAACCAAUGCUGUUGUUAAAAGCAGGCCAAUUAUCAGAAAAAUAAGAAAGAACCUUCUUAACGACUGGUAUAACCUAGUGGUCAAAGCGCAGCAAUACAGAAACACCAUGGACCACACCAAGAUCGAAAUUUUGCAACUGAUGAUCUUCCAGGUCUUGCGCAAAGCCAUCGCGUUUCUUGAGAUUUGGGGUCUUGAAAGCGAUAUGGUGAAGAGUGAGCCAGCUUUAGCAUCUAAGCCAGCAGCAUCGGUUUCGAACUUGGUCUACCUGAAGGAUGCCCCAUUUGCCAUGGCCAGAUUGAAUGAAGUCCAAUACCAUCUAUCCACGUAUCUGGCGUUGAUUAUGGGUAGAUUGGAUCUGGUGGAGCAUAACAAAGUCGGUUGUAAGCUUCUCCAAACCAUUGUGAGUCAUCUGGUGUUACUCCAAUCUGAUUUUGAAUCCAUUUAUACCGAAGCCAGAAACAGACUGCCGGAAGGAUCCACAAACAUGAAGGUUGUUGUUCAAUUGAGCGACUCUUUGAAGAUGUUUGGCAAGAUGGUUCAAAACCUGUCAAUUGCUACUGAUGUUCUGGUGAAGAGAACUUUGGCAGGGCGUCAAGCGAAUCCUACCAUGGAGAAAACAAUUCCCCAGAACGGAAACUACUUUUAUACAAAAGAAGGUGCUGGUGUGAUCAACGUUUCCUCCCGUAUGGUUUCCACUGUGGUUCAUAAUUCCCACAUGCUGAAAAAACUGCUGGACAUUUGCAAAGACUUCAAGCUCCCGGAAUCGAGAAAAUAUCCUGACUUCAUUCGCAUGAAGAUUGAACCCGAAGCUUUCAUCAGAAAGUGCUCCAUGGGACUUCUUGAAGAUCCAAAUGUUUCCAACCAGAUGAAGGCGCAUCAGAAGGAAACCGACAAGAAAAGGAACAGACAAUCUAAGCGUUUCUCGAUGUUUAGAAGUGGUAUGUCAACUUCUAUGGCUAUCACCGCCGAAGGUCUCGAUCAUCUUUCCGAGUAUCUUCCUCCACUUGAGAAGUCUUCUCCUUUCAUUGCGGGCUCUGGUGAAUUCGAACAGUUCAUGUCAAAUGAUUCUAACGCUCCAACAGCUGACAGCAACUAUUCGGCAAUCAAAGAUGAAUUAUUGUAUGAUUCAAACGGAGCCCUACUGGGAGCUUCGUUCAAAGGUCUGGUUCACCUUUUGACUGACGAGGGAAAUCCACCCGACUAUUUCUUCACUUCUGCUUUCUUCCUAACGUUCAGAAUCUUCUCGAACGGUAGCGAUCUUCUUGAGGAGCUCGUGGGCAGGUUCGAUGUCAGCAACAAAAAUGUAGACCAGCAGCGCAAGCUUGGUCUCGAGGAUGCCACAGGAAAGUUUUCUUCUUUCGAGUCUCGUAUUAGAAACAGACGAAAGCUGGUUUGUAACACCUUCCAAUUAUGGUUGGAAAGUUACUGGAAGCCUAAGACAGAUUACAUUCUUCUUGCGACAUUGAUCAACUUCUUCAACGAGGGUAUUAGAGAUUUCUUGCCAAUUGAGACAAUAAAGCUAAUUGAGGCAUGCGCAAAGCUGAUAGGUCAGCCUCCUGUUGAGUCUGCACAGGACAGGCUCAAUUACUACAAUAACAUUGAUAGUGGUGCCCAACUGGUGAGUAGGAAGAUCUCUCCUCAACUCCAAGAGAAGGCUGUCAAUGGUUCCAGUAAGAGAAGAUCUUCGUUCUCGAUGCACCGUUCUUCCUUCACGUCUGACUUUGACAACUAUGACUUGGAGAAUGUAAGUUCGGAUGACGAUUCGUCUUCAAGCCUAUCCCUUGGAUUGCCUUCUGGCAUUGGCAAUUCGUCAAAGACCGGCAAAUCUCUGUUGAACAAGAGACAGAUGGACUCAAUUGAGAUUGUGAAUCAGUCUUACCGUAACAUGUUAGGCGAUCAUUGGAAAUCGUCAACUCAAAGAGACAGGUAUGUUGCCCUGCAGACAGAUGAAUUGGUGAAGCUUUGGUGGAAGAUCAGUCGUGAAAGCUGGAAGAUCUUGAACCAAGACUUGGUUCUGUUGAAUUUCAACAGUUUGGAGAUUGCCAAGCAGCUGACUUUGAUUGAAAGCAACAUGUUCUGUUCUAUCAAGGUGGAGGAGCUGUUGAACCAAAAUUUCACUGCCAGCAAGCUCCAUCUCAAUCUUUCGCCUAACAUCCACCGCUCCAUUUUGUUCACCAAUGCUCUCUCCGACUACGUUUUGGAAACUGUGCUGCAUCCCAACCUCACUAUGAGACAGAGAAUCCACGCGCUGAAGUGUUGGCUCAAGGUUUCGCUAUCGUGUCUGUAUUUGAGGAACUUCAACUCUCUGGCUGCCAUCAUGACCUCUCUCCAGAGUUUCAUGAUCAGCCGUAUCACCAAGAUCUGGACCGACUUGACCCCCAAGUACAUGGAACUGUUUGAGUUUUUGACAUCGAUCAUUCAUCCGGACAGGAACUACUCUGUGUAUCGGGCAAAAUUGAAGGAGUUCCUGUCUGCAAACGUCACCCUGGAUGUGCCAAUCGUUCCUUACCUGUCGCUGUUCCUGCAAGAUUUGACGUUUAUCGUUGACGGAAACUCGAACUAUAGAAAUGCCACGACAUUCCUGAGCCAGAAACUCAUCAAUAUCGACAAGUAUUUCAAGAUCACCAGGAUUAUCAGUGAUCUGGAGACUUUGCAGAUCAGCUAUUCCGACAUUUAUGGCGAUGUAGCCCGGAAACAGUCUCUUUCCAGAAGACUCUCGUUCUUCUCCAACAACCGUCGCAACAGCACCAGAUUUGAAGAAGACAACUUUGAGAUUGCGCCCGUCUAUGGCCUGCAGGAGCUGGUUCUUCUGGAAGUGUGGAAGGUGAAGCAGAUCAAUGCCAAGGAGGACGACCGGCCUUGGAAGCUGAGUUGCAACAUUCAGCCUCGAGAGGAGUAA